This is a messenger RNA of Priapulus caudatus, 3078 nucleotides long. RefSeq names its product cdc42 homolog. Bases 116 to 691 code for a protein of 191 amino acids. The transcript has 5 exons. Gene Ontology annotation, biological process: small GTPase-mediated signal transduction. Gene Ontology annotation, molecular function: GTP binding; GTPase activity. The record is from RefSeq and is a predicted model, not a curated record. Lineage: Eukaryota; Metazoa; Priapulida; Priapulimorpha; Priapulimorphida; Priapulidae.
UUUGAGUGAUGUUUCAUGUGUAGUUGCAACACUGCUGCUGGCUGUGAGUGUAUAAGAGUAUAUGGGUGUGUCAGGCUUUUAGUUUGUGCUCUGGUGAUAUCUGCUGUCCACCAGUAUGCAGACGAUAAAGUGUGUAGUUGUGGGGGAUGGAGCCGUUGGUAAAACGUGCCUGCUGAUAUCGUACACAACCAACAAAUUCCCAUCGGAGUACGUACCGACAGUGUUUGACAACUACGCGGUGACGGUGAUGAUCGGCGGAGAGCCGUACACGCUGGGUCUGUUUGACACGGCUGGACAGGAGGACUACGAUCGGCUGCGCCCGCUCAGCUACCCGCAGACGGACGUCUUCCUCGUCUGCUUCUCCGUCGUGUCACCGUCGUCGUUCGAGAACGUCAAGGAGAAGUGGGUACCUGAGAUCACUCAUCACUGCCAGAAGACGCCGUUCCUGCUCGUCGGCACGCAGGUGGACCUGCGCGAUGACCAGUCCGUGCUCGACAAGCUGGCGAAGAACAAGCAGAAGCCGAUCGCGCUCGAGCAGGGCGAGAAGCUGUCCAAGGAGCUGCGUGCGGUGAAGUACGUCGAGUGCUCGGCUCUCACGCAGAAAGGACUAAAGAAUGUAUUUGAUGAAGCCAUACUUGCAGCACUCGAACCACCGGAACCCCCUAAGAAGAAAAAGUGCAUCAUCUUAUAAACGAAUGUGGCUCGUGCCAGUCGGCUGAUUUUCUCUCUCAGUUAUCGUUAUGUGUCGUCUUCUUUUCGACUCAACCUUCCUCUUCUCUACAGUAUUUGUCUUUAAAGGUUGAAGGUCGUAAGUCUAUGUCAGUUGAAGGCGUUGAUUUAGCCGUUCGCGUGUGGCUUAGACACUGGGUCGUGCAGAAACGUCGGUAAAUUGAGGUGAAAUAAAUGUGAUUGCUUACUUGCUGAGAGAGCAAGCAAGACCAAUGUAAACGGUAAAAUUUACGAGGACAAAUGAAGCUCCGCUUGGUAUCCUUGGUACCGUCUAAGCAAGUUUCACGUGCUUCCUGUCAUUCAACCAUUGUUAAAAGCAGACAAGAGCUUUAAUGAUCUCCAGUGAUGAUGCAUCCAAGGCUGGUACCCGACCUAUGCUUAAUGACCCACGAUGAUUAAGCUAGGGUAGCAUUGAGUGUUCAGAUCCAUACUUCGUGUCUGGCUUCGAUUGGUUGCCGAAUCACCUCUGGACUGCCAUCAUAUACAAUCUGUAUACAUGUGAUUGCUUUGCUUGUGACGCACAAAGUGCCAGCCACACUGCCUCACCCAUCCUUCUCUAUUUCCAAUCAUUGUUUCCCAUUUCCGUGACCAACGUCUACACACGCUGCUUUCCUUGGCUAUGGCACUGCCUAGGAGGCCGUAAAUUAGCCGAGAAUGAGUGAAAUGAACCGACAACCAACCAUUCAACCCUUUACUAUUGUUAUUCAGAUAAGAAGAGACUUUACCACCUUGUUGUGCUUAUAUGUCUAACGGCAGUAGUCUCCGCAGUGCGUUUCAACCAAACGUAAGUUAGGAUAAGGUCCCGAGAUGCGAAUUAUCUGUAAAAAGUAGGACCUGACCUAAAGUGACACUGAGAAUGGUCCUGGCCUAGGAUGACACUGAGAAUGGUCCUGACCUAGGAUGACACUGAAAAUGGUCCUGGUCUAGGAUGACACUGAGAAUGGUCCUGACCUAGAAUGACACUGAAAAUGGUCCUGGCCUAGGAUGACACUGAGAAUGGUCCUGGCCUAGGGUGACACUGAAAAUGGUCUUGACCUAGGGUGACACUGAGAAUGGUCCUGACUUAGGAUGACACUGAGAAUGGCCCUCACCCAGGGUGACACUGAAAAUGGUCCUGACCUAGGAUGACACUGAGAAUGGUCCUGGCCUAGAAUGACACUGAGAAUGGUCCUGGCCUAGGAUGACAAUGAGAAUGACCCUGACCUAGGAUGACACUGAGAAUGGUCUUUGCCUAGUAUGACACUGAGACUGGUCCUGACAUAGGAUGACACUGAGACUAGUCCUGACAUAGGAUGAGCCAUGGCCUGCUUCAGCAUCACUUAUAAACCAGUCUCUUUUUGGUUGUCGUGGACCAACAUGUCGCUGUCACUGUCAAGGUCUACUCUCCGUUUCUAGACCUACCUCAGUAGAAAUGGUAUAGGAUUGGAAGAUCAUGAAGUUAUGUGCGCGUGAAAGUUCGUCUACGUCUAGUGUUGUAUGUUUAAACGUUAUGUGCAAAGGUGUUUCUGUAAGAGCGCUGGUCUUUUGCAUUAUGGUGGUUUUGUUUCGAUGCUCUGAAUCUCAACGUUUUGUAACCAUCGGAAAUCUUUUAAACUGUGAGAGGUCAGUGUCCUCAUUAUGUUAUUGAAAUUAAGAUGUAAUAUGGAAUUGGGUGCGUGAGUGUAUAGAAGAUUGUAAUUUCGAAGAAAUGCUCCUUUCCGUUUUUAUUUGUAUAUUCAGGACCAGUAAGUGUGCGUGAUUCUGAAGCUAGUAGAAUAAUCUUUCCUACUAUUCUUGAUUAAUGAAAUACAAUGUAUAACUUUGUUUGCCGUGCACGUAUAGGUAAUGCUACACAUAGCAAAGCGAUAAAAGAAACUAACCAUCUAAACACUGUAAUCAUGAGUGGAAUUUCUUGCAAUUCCAUGCAUUUCAUCUUGCAAUUCAAUUUCUUGCAUUUCAACUUGCAAUUCAAUUUCUUGCAACUCGGCUCGCUUGAAAAUUCUUGCUUAAAUCAGAAAUGCUAUUUCGUCGGCACGUGUUACUAACAUGUGCGUGUUACUUUUUUAAUCUACCAUGCCUGCCUCAACUGAGCAUACGUUCAGUAUGCUGCAAUGACAGAAAAUCAAUGUAGUAUGUCAGGUUUUGCUUUUAUUUAGAAACCACUUAAAACAGUUAUUUAAGUUAGUAGAAAACGCAGAUAUUUCGCCUUUCUACAAAAAUGUCAACAUACGUGCGUGCUUUUCGAUAGGAUCUUUAUGUUGAUUUGCUAUUCAUGCAGCUUGAUUGUGCAGAUAAAGUGACUGUGAUUGGAACAGCGUAAAAUCGCAUUUGUUUUAGAUCAUUGAAUAAAUUCAACGUUUUUUUAUUAAA